AUGGGUCUGUUCAGCUUCUUUCAGGGUAGCAACGAGAACGCAGGCAAAAAAACUGAAGAGAAAGAUGCGCUGCAGACGUUGAAAUCAUUCAUCGAAACGAGGCCUUCGUCGCAAUACACAUUUGAUUCAGAGCGAGAUUCACCACGGUCCACCAUUUGCCGUCCUUCUGACUCUCCUGAUGGUAAAGAGUGUAUAACAAUAGAAAUGAAUUCCAAGAAGUUAUUUACCACCAUGCAGGCCUCUGAGUUGGUUGGCAUGAUGUAUAACACAGGAACGGGACGGCUCUCCCAGGCAGACGCAGUUGGGUGA
This is a messenger RNA of Desarmillaria tabescens, 309 nucleotides long. RefSeq lists its product as uncharacterized. Lineage: Eukaryota; Fungi; Basidiomycota; Agaricomycetes; Agaricales; Physalacriaceae. Bases 1 to 309 code for a protein of 102 amino acids. The transcript is spliced from 4 exons. The record is from RefSeq and is a predicted model, not a curated record.